Molecule: messenger RNA, 2393 nt
Organism: Amoebophrya sp. A120
Lineage: Eukaryota; Dinophyceae; Syndiniales; Amoebophryaceae
Source: the annotation of a GenBank genome assembly
CGCGAACAAAAACCCGAACAAGGUGUAUCAGGGCGCGAUGCUUUAUGAAAGCCUCAGAUUGGAAAUUCUCAAAGUGGAAAAAAUUUGUGAUGCAUGAAAUGCGACACCAAAAAUACUGCAUUGCAGAGAAAGCAAUAGAGGCCGACUAUUGUGUUUCUGCGGGUUCACAAUUGGGCUGCUGAUUAGCACGAGAGAAGGGCACCCCUUUGCCUCACUAGCAUGACAAACACGCUUUGAGUGCCCGGGAAAUUUGUCAUGCGCCGACUAGAAACGGUGUUUCCACUGGAGUCGUGUUUUUGCAUUACAAAUUGUUUUCACUUAGAGGAUUUCCAACCUGAGGCUUGCAUAUGCUCGCAGUUUGCUUCCAGCAGCUCUUGCUAUUUUACACUUUGGAAUUGCGGAAGCCGAAUAAAUAUGAAUUGCAAAAGUAUCGUACUCGCACUAAUGAUCGUUGUCAUGCAAGACAAAUUUCUUUUUCAAGCUAAAUCAGCAUGAGAAAUUCCAUUUGUCAUGCUGAGCUAAUUUGUAUUGCAAUGCUACGAGUACGAUACUUUUGCAAUGCAUAAUAAAGUAGAGAACGGUGCGAACACGACCACCACCAAAGCGAGUUUGCCCAGAUGGCAGCUGAUCCCGGUGCGGAAGAUUUUGUUUCCCCAAAUCGGCAUACCGAUAAAUCCCUCGUCCCGGCCGCCGAUUCCGGUUUUCAAUAGGGGAGAUGAAGAUGAUGGUGCGGAUCAUGUUGACCUUGACAAAAAUCGGGCGGCAGUGGGACGACAUGACGACGAUUCGCAGGAUGUGCUUCAUGCUGGAGAAGUUAUGUCAUCCUCGCAGCAGCUGCUCCCCCCAAACUGGGUCUCCAUAUGAAAUGCAAAAGCAUCGUACUAGUAUAAAUCGCAUGACAAAUCUCCUCAGCAUGAGAAAUAAAAUCUGUAAUGCGGAUUUACCUUUACUUUUAGAAGAAAAUUUGUAAUGCAUGAUUGCAAUAUACUACGAGUGCGAUACUUUUGCACAGGAUACUCCAUUUCUCUCUACAACUCUUCCACCUUUUUCGCGCUCGACGAAAACCUCCGGGGGUACCACUUUCAGCUCAAAAACAAACAAAGCGUCGGAUUGCAAAACAGAAACAGUACCUCAGGAGGGAAUACGAUCAACGCUGCAGGAACUACUUUGGUACUAGACUCCGGCACUACGUACCCGCGGUCUAGCACGAUGCUGACAACAAGAGCCUCCACAAUGGCAACCCCUCGGGCAUCAGUUUUGCCCGAGCGAGUACUAGACCACCAGCAUCCGCAACAUCCACGGGCCUCUUCUACAACUACACAUCAACAACUGCGGAGAGAUUCUGUCGUCUCCGCUGCCCCGUCCAUGAUAUCGUCCACAGGUGGUGGUGGGGGUUAUUUUGGACAGCAGCAUUUGGAGUUGCAACACAUCGAGGAUCCGGAUGACGACAUGUUUCUGCCAGAGGAGUCUUUUGAACAAUACUUCGUGCUGUUGCACACGGAAAGCUACGACUACGGUCAUGAGGAACAAGCUGUAGGAGCGAGGAACAACUAUAAUUCCGGAGGUCCUCGUGCUGGUGGCACUAGCAACAUUAUGCCAAUGUCGAAUGGCGUCUCCAGCUCGUCCUCCUCCCGGCUGAUCUACCACGAGAACACGACCAUACCGCAACACAUCGUGGAAAAUUUGCUUUCCACAACGGGGGGAGUUGGUGGUGGCGGUAGUAAUAGAGGCGCUCCUCCUGCGGCUGCGUCCUUACCUAAGAAAGGCACUACCUCCGCCACUUCUUCCGCCGACGGCGACGAUGAUGAUGAUGAUGACGGCGGCGCGAGCGAUGACGAUGAGGAUGAUAAUCCUGACCGCGAACAGAAUCUGAAGGGUCGUCUCAAAAAAUAUGAUUUAGACCCCGAUAAUCAACAUCAUCAUCCGCAGAUGAACAAGGGCGCGGUGGGAAAUACAAUACGCAAGAAGCCCAUCCGCAGUUUCCACCAGUCCUUGUGUGCCAUGGUGGCGCUGAACCACGUUCCGGAUAUUUCCCAGGAAAUCAUAACCGCAAUGACGCCGAACACGCCCGCCACGUCCGAAGUGCCGACCUCGGGGAGCAGUGCGGGGACUGCUGGAACAACCACUUCUGCGCAGAUGAACAAUGUGAUCCACCUAGGCCAGACGGGGAGUGUGGACAAUUCGACUAGCAAUACACAACGUUUUAUCCCGGAAAAAACAACCAUCCCCAUCCAUUUUCUGCAUGACAAACACAGGAUUUCAUACAACUUUUGCAUGACAAAUUGGACGGGGAUCGUUGUUUUUUUGUGGAUACGUUUGCAGAAAACCUCUUCUGAGACCUCCUCCGCCACCAGCAGCUCCGCGGAAGACGGCUUCCAGGACGGCGGCAUUAG